AUGUCCGUUGAGCUCCAAACCCAAAACACUACCGAAUCCUCAUCACGUGUACCAGCCAAAAGAUCCUAUUCAGACUACCUAAAAGGAGUCAAUACCCGUUUCAAACACCUCUCCGACAAAGUUCUACCCGCAUCUCCAUACCUCCUCAGGGUUCCCACCGAAAGGCCUUUCCAUCUGGGUUCCCGGUUUGUGAGCAAUUGGGCUGUGGGAGAUAAUAGGCCAUUUGCUCCGGAGGAGGAACACCUCCAGUACAUGACCUUUCUGCCCCACCAGGACGAAGACACUCUACUUGUUGCUGUGGGGGGAUGGUCUGAUGAACGUGGAAACAUCAUGGAAGAAGACACGUCAAAGGCGCCCAGCAUUACCACAAGCCCGUCCGUCGACACUCCUCAACAUAGGUUCCAACGAAAGAAGAUCAGUCUCAGCGACUACAAAAAGAAAGCAAACGAAACUCCAAAAUUCCCCCAUAGAAGCACCAUCCCAGCGGAUCGGGUCACCUCAGGAAAACCUAACUCAUCUCGGGAACUUAUGUCAACUACCACACUACAGCCGAUAAUCCCUUCUAAAAGAAAAGAUACCACGUCCGGAAUAACCGACAAUCGCCCAGAUAAUAAUGCCAAUGGAAUCUCCAAACCUAAAAAUUCCCGUGACGAGAGUUCCAGAUCCAUUCCUGGUUCCUAUAAACCUCCACCGUCAAGUCGAGAGUCCCCGCCUCUCGCCAAAAAACCCCGGCUAGCAACUACCAAGGAGUCUUCUGGUAAUGCUUCCACGAGAUCAAAAAAUGCGGCCCCUAUCGUCCCCGCUCUACUUUCUCCGACACUUCCGCCUACUAGCGUGUUGCCUAGGCUCCCUAGAUUGCUAUCUCCCACACUUCCCCCAGACGUAGAGGAAGAACUGGCAAAGCUAAAGAGCGACGAGCUGUCUAUAAAUGAAUAUUCCAAUUCCAGGAAACCCCCAUCAUCGUCCGGUCCUACAGGAUCAAAACCUGAACUGCAGCUACCUCAAUCGAAUAAAGCUAGACCCCAUUCUAAUUCUACCUCUAGUUCAAGCGAUAAAAGCACCAGGGCUAGAAUAUCGGUCUCGUCGACUUCUAAACCUCAGUGUAGUAGCGUUGGAAAAUCUAUACCUGGCAAUAAUCCGAGCAACAGAGCCGUCGAUCCCAAGCAGUCGCAUAUUUCCUCAAAGCCCAAGAGUACUACGGAACCUGCUAAACCCAGACUAAUUGUGAAACUGAGAUACGGGAGGGCCAACCGGAAACGGAUAGAAGCCUUACUCAAGUUUUCUGGCAAAUAUAAAUUCACGCCUGAUCAUAGGUCAUCGAAACAGAAAACCGAGAGUAGUCAGCGAAAAGAUCAUAGCGCUCCUUUUUCGAAAUUAGCCGAAAUGCGACGAGUGGAAAAGCGACCAAGGCACAGGGAGGAGAGUGACGUCCAGGGAUCGUCUGUCAAGCGUCAAAAGCCCACCACUAUUCCGUCUGCGGAGCAACCAAGAACUCCUGUCACAACAAUGUUCCACUCUCCUGCUGUUCUACAACAGUCGGCAGUGGCAUCAAAGGGCCAAUUCCUUACUCCGAGUAAAGAUUUGAAGGCGACGGCCAUGCGCCGUCUAGGCUCUGGGGACAGUGAUACGAGGAUGCCAACAGGUUUGGACCGCGCUAUAGAUACCAACAUAUCAGGAAACACAGACAAAGCAACCAAACAUUCUCCCCUAAUACCCAAUGAUAACCAGCUAAGCAGGCCUCGCGACACGGCAGAAUCUCGCCCAUGGUUCGAGGAAUCACAGAAAUAUUUCAAUUUAGGCCGCGAGUUAAAACACUCAUCUCGGAGAUACGCAGGACCUCAAGCGACGGACGGCGAAGAAAAACUCGGUGCCGCACUUGCAGUCGAAGCAGUUCUCUGUUUUAUUCUUGCUUUUAUCCUCGAUGAUAAGUAUAAAUCCCUAAAUCGUCGGCUGGGAGACUCAUCAGCCCCGGACCCACGCCAAACAACGAGGGAAACACCGUUACUUGGAAGAGAGCAAAAAGCAGCAGCAGCAUAG
Histoplasma mississippiense is the source of this 2037-nucleotide messenger RNA. RefSeq lists its product with no specific name. The record is from RefSeq and is a predicted model, not a curated record. The transcript has 2 exons. Lineage: Eukaryota; Fungi; Ascomycota; Eurotiomycetes; Onygenales; Ajellomycetaceae. Bases 1 to 2037 code for a protein of 678 amino acids.